Molecule: messenger RNA, 2274 nt
Organism: Drosophila busckii
Lineage: Eukaryota; Metazoa; Arthropoda; Insecta; Diptera; Drosophilidae
Gene: Ir40a
Product: ionotropic receptor 40a
Exons: 7
Coding region: 1-2274 (757 amino acids)
Cellular component (GO): membrane
Molecular function (GO): ligand-gated monoatomic ion channel activity
Source: RefSeq, a predicted model, not a curated record
AUGCUGUGGAGCAUUGUGGGCAUUUACUUGGCAGCUUGGCCGCUGCUGAAGCUGCAGCAGCUAUUGAAAUUCCAAGCAGCACUUUCGCAGAUCAUCAACGGACUGCAGCCGCGACAGCUGGCCAUAUUGGCCUCGUCCAGUUCUGGAGUGCUGAGCGCGGACUGUGCCAACGACGAGGCGCUGCAAGUGGAUGAGUUUAUACAGCGACUGCAUAGACUCUACUACAAGUCGGUCAUCUUUUAUAACAAGACGCUGUUCUUCGAGUAUAUCGAAGCCAAUCUGCUGGGCGCCAUUGAGUGCGUCAAUUUAAUAUUCCAGCAGCCGGACGAGCUGCUGGAGGACAUACUGCAGCGGCGUCUGGCGCAUCGACUCAGUCUGUUUAUCUUCUACUGGGGCGCCAGACAGCCGCCCAAUGCAACGCUGCUCAGCUUCGAGGAGCCGCUGCGAGCGGUGGUUAUCACGCGACCCAGACGCAAAGCCUUUCGUAUCUACUACAAUCAGGCGGUGCCCACAGGCACUGGCGAGCUGCGCCUGGUCAACUGGUACGAUGGCGACAAUCUCGGGCUGCAGCGUACGCCGCUGCUGCCAAGCGCGGCCAGCGUCUACGCCAACUUUGAGCAGCGCGUUUUUAAAGUGCCAGUGUUUCAUUCGCCGCCAUGGCUGUUUGUUAACUACAACAACAACAACAAUAGCUACAGCAACAGCAGCGAUGAAAGCGAUGACGACUACGACAGCUUGAAGCUAGCGAAUGUCACUGGCGGCCGCGAUCAUUGCCUGCUCAAGUUGCUAUCGAAGCAUAUGAACUUUCAGUAUAAAUAUUACGAAGCACAGGGACGCACGCAAGGCUCGCUGCGUGCGCCGGAUGAGAAUGGCGGCAACAAUGACAGCUUUACCGGUGGCAUUGGCAUGUUGCAAAGCGGCCUAGCGGACUUCUUUUUGGGCGACGUUGGUCUUAGCUGGGAGCGUCGCAAGGCCAUUGAGUUCUCCUUUUUUACGCUGGCCGACUCGGGCGCCUUUGCCACACACGCGCCGCGUCGCCUCAACGAAGCGUUGGCCAUUAUGCGUCCUUUCAAGGCGGACAUUUGGCCAUAUCUUAUACUCACUAUUGUAUUCUCUGGACCCAUUUUCUAUAUCAUCAUUGCGCUGCCCUACAAGUGGCGUCGCCGGCAGCUGCCAACCGAUGUGGAGCGUCUGGGCGGCGUUUGCAUCUACAUGACCUACAUUAAGGAGAUUACUCCAUGUGUGCUCAAGCUGCGACACGUGCGGCGCAACAGACGCAGCUCGCCUCAAAUGCCGCCGCAGCUCUUCGAGCGUUGCAUUUGGUUUACUCUGCGUUUGUUUCUCAAGCAAUCCUGUCAUGAGCUCAACAAUGGCUAUCGUGCCAAGUUUCUAACAAUUGUCUAUUGGAUAGCAGCCACCUAUGUGCUGGCGGAUGUGUACUCCGCCCAGCUGACCUCGCAGUUUGCGCGUCCGGCGCAUGAGGCGCCCAUUAAUACGCUGCAGCGUUUGCAGCUGGCCAUGCAGCGCGACGGCUAUCGCUUGUAUGUGGAGAAGGAGAGCAGCUCGCUGGAGAUGCUGGAGAAUGGCACUGAGCUGUUUAGACAGCUCUAUGCGCUUAUGCGUAGACAGCAGCCGGACAAUCCUACAGCUUAUUUGAUUAAUUCAGUGGAGCAGGGCAUUAAGCUCAUAGCGGAUGGCAGCGAGAAUAAAGCGGUGCUGGGUGGGCGUGAGACGCUCUACUUUAAUAUACAACGCAAUGGCGCCAAGCACUUUCAGCUUAGCCAGAAACUCUAUACGCGCUACUCCGCCGUAGCAGUGCAGAUUGGCUGCCCUUUCCUAGACAGCCUCAAUGAAGUUUUAAUGCAUUUGUUUGAGGGCGGCAUACUGGACAAAAUGACUACAGCGGAGUAUGAAGCGCAAUCGCAUAAGCUAACCAAGGAUCAGGCGCAGCAAUCCAAGGAGCUGGCUGCUGCUGAGAAUGCCAAUGCUAAUGCCAAUGGCAAAAGCACCGAGACCGCCAAUCAGCCGCAGCAUGCGCAGGACAACGAAAUGAUCAGCGCUCUUAACAUACGCAUGCUCCAAGGCGCCUUCAUUGCUCUCGCCGUUGGCUCCUUUAGCGCAGCGCUCAUACUUGCUUUGGAGCUGUUCUAUCAAAGUCUUAAUCUUAUUGUUGUGCUGCGACGCUGGCGCCAGCGCUGGCAGCGACGUGGGCGUCGCAUUAAUCGCGCUCUACGUCAGUUGACCGUGCGAAUCUUUGCACUGAAUUUGGGUUGA